Messenger RNA from Propithecus coquereli (Coquerel's sifaka), 2590 nucleotides. RefSeq names its product poliovirus receptor-related 1 (herpesvirus entry mediator C) (gene NECTIN1). The transcript is spliced from 6 exons. Gene Ontology annotation, cellular component: adherens junction. Lineage: Eukaryota; Metazoa; Chordata; Mammalia; Primates; Indriidae. The record is from RefSeq and is a predicted model, not a curated record. Bases 234 to 1784 code for a protein of 516 amino acids. Gene Ontology annotation, biological process: heterophilic cell-cell adhesion; homophilic cell-cell adhesion; protein localization to cell junction.
GUGCAACUUGCGGCGGGCAUCUGCCGAGCCUCUGAGCCGGCGGCGGCCCGGGCCCCGGACUGCGGCCGCGCCGAUCCCACCCAGCCCACCCCGCCCCGGCCGACGGCUGCGGCUGACCUGGAUCCUCCGAGCGCCCGCCGGCCGCCAGUGAUCCGCCCUCGCCUUCCGGGCUGGUUUCUGGAGCGCGAGGAGCGCUCUCCUCGCCUCCCCUCUCGCCGGACCCCCGGCCCCCGAUGGCUCGGAUGGGGCUUGCGGGCGCCGCUGGACGCUGGUGGGGACUCGCUCUCGGCUUGACUGCAUUCUUCCUCCCAGGCGCCCACGCCCAGGUGGUCCAGGUGAACGACUCAAUGUAUGGCUUCAUCGGCACAGACGUGGUGCUGCACUGCAGCUUUGCCAACCCGCUGCCCAGUGUGAAGAUCACCCAGGUCACGUGGCAGAAGGCCACCAAUGGCACCAAGCAGAACGUGGCCAUCUAUAACCCCGCCAUGGGCGUCUCCGUGCUGGCCCCUUACCGCGAGCGCGUGGAGUUCCUGCGGCCCUCCUUCACCGACGGCACCAUCCGCCUCUCCCACCUGGAGCUGGAGGAUGAGGGUGUCUACAUCUGCGAGUUUGCCACCUUCCCCACGGGCAAUCGUGAGAGCCAACUCAAUCUCACCGUGAUGGCCAAACCCACCAACUGGAUAGAGGGCACCCAGGCAGUGCUCCGAGCCAAGAAGGGGCAGGACGACAAGGUUCUGGUGGCCACCUGCACCUCGGCCAACGGGAAGCCUCCCAGUGUGGUGUCCUGGGAAACACGGCUGAAGGGCGAGGCCGAGUACCAGGAGAUCCGGAACCCCAAUGGCACAGUGACGGUCAUCAGCCGUUACCGCCUGGUGCCCAGCAGGGAGGCCCACCAGCAGUCCCUGGCCUGCAUCGUCAACUACCACACGGACCGCUUCAAGGAGAGCCUCACCCUCAACGUGCAGUAUGAGCCCGAGGUGACCAUUGAGGGGUUCGAUGGCAACUGGUACCUACAGCGGAUGGAUGUGAAGCUCACGUGCAAAGCUGAUGCUAACCCCCCGGCCACUGAGUACCGCUGGACGACGCUGAAUGGCUCUCUCCCCAAGGGUGUGGAGGCCCAGAACAGAACCCUCUUCUUCAAGGGACCCAUCAACUAUAGCCUGGCAGGCACCUACAUCUGUGAGGCCACCAACCCCAUUGGCACCCGCUCGGGACAGGUGGAGGUCAAUAUCACAGAGUUCCCCUACACCCCGUCUCCUCCUGAACAUGGGCGGCGCGCUGGGCCGGUGCCCACGGCCAUCAUUGGGGGCGUGGCGGGGAGCAUCCUGCUGGUGCUGAUUGUGGUCGGCGGGAUCGUGGUGGCCCUGCGCCGGCGCCGGCACACCUUCAAGGGUGACUACAGCACCAAGAAGCACGUGUACGGCAACGGCUACAGCAAGGCGGGCAUCCCCCAGCACCACCCACCCAUGGCGCAGAACCUGCAGUACCCUGAUGACUCGGACGAUGAGAAGAAGGCCGGCCCGCUGGGUGGGAGCAGCUACGAGGAGGAGGAAGAGGAGGAGGGCGGCGGAGGGGGCGAGCGCAAGGUGGGCAUCCCCCACCCCAAGUACGACGAGGACGCCAAGCGGCCGUACUUCACCGUGGAUGAGGCAGAGGCCCGUCAGGAUGGCUACGGGGACCGGACUCUGGGAUACCAGUACGACCCCGAGCAGCUGGACUUGGCUGAGAACAUGGUUUCUCAGAACGACGGGUCUUUCAUUUCCAAGAAGGAGUGGUACGUGUAGCCCCCUUCCAGAGCCUCCGUCUGUGCCCACUUCUCCCCAGCCCCUGCCCGCACGCCCCCCUGCCCGCCCCCUCCUCCAGGAGCUCAGCAGAGACUCACCCAGCUGCCCAAAGCCAGCCCCCUACUCCCGGGGCCAGGGGAGCCCAGGGCAGACAUGACUCAGCUUUGUUUUUUAUUUCCUCCCUCUCCCUGGCCCUUCCCCAUGGUGUUGUGUUCGACUGUGGCUUUAGUGUUGCUGUAUCUUCCCUUUACCCACCCCACCCGCCUGCCCUCUGUGUAGGGAGCCCUGUUCUCGUCUUGUGUACCUGGGCGUCCCUCCAGGGUUUGGGGAGCCAGCCUCCCCCAGCCCCUGACACUGGAAUUUGUUUAUGUUCUCUUCAUUGAGGGUGGAGGGCUCAAGGGGCUCCACAAGGAAAAGCCCUCCCACCCCCAGAUGCUGCUCCUCCUCCCCUGAAAGGAAGAGGGAACCCGACACCCCCCAUGAGAGCUGACACAGCUGGGAGUUUGGGCCCCCAAUCUAGACAGCCGGCGCACCCCAGAGGCAGGGGCAGGGGUGUGGCUUCUCCCAAGCACCCAGAGGAGUCUUUGUUAAGUGGGGCCUUGGGCAGGGUUUUCCUGGUGAGGUUGAUUUUACAUUUUUUUUCCUCAUUGGCCUACAGAGGGUAGAGUUGGCCCAGCUCUAACAUGUCCCUCCUAACCCUGUCUGCUCCCCACACGGUGGGGCUCCAGGUGGACUCUGGCCCCCGCUUCCCAUACGCCUCCGCCAACACACACACACACACACACACACAUGCACACACACAUGCA